UGGAGGAGCUGUACACAGGGGGGGCCGCCGACGACCAUGCCUAGGAAAGCUGGGAAUGGACAGCUGCCGCUCCCCCAGGGCUGGGAGGAGGCCAGGGACUACGACGGCAAGGUCUUCUACAUCGACCACAACACCAAGAAGACCAGCUGGAUCGACCCCCGGGACAGGUUAACCAAGCCCCUCUCAUUUGCGGAUUGUGUUGGAGAUGAGCUGCCGUGGGGAUGGGAAGCAGCAUUUGACCCCCAGAUUGGUGUCUACUACAUUGACCACAUCAACAAAACCACACAGAUAGAGGAUCCCAGGAAACAAUGGAGGAGAGAACAAGAGAGAAUGCUAAAAGACUACCUAAUGGUGGCCCAAGAUGCUCUUAACACACAGAAGGAACUAUACCAAGUGAAAGAGAAAAGGCUUGCUCUGGCUCUGGAUGAAUAUGUGAGGUUAAAUGAUGCUUACAAGGAGAAAUCGAGUUCUCGCACUAGCUUAUUUUCAGGAUCUUCAUCGAGCACUAAAUAUGAUCCUGAUAUUCUGAAGGCGGAGAUCUCCACUACACGGUUGCGGGUUAAAAAAUUGAAACGAGAACUCUCACAGAUGAAGCAAGAAUUACUCUACAAAGAACAAGGCUUCGAAACAUUGCAACAAAUUGACCAAAAAAUGUCCGGAGACCAUAGUGGGUAUAAACUCAGUGAGGCCAAAGCUAUUCUAACUGAAAUGAAGUCCAUCAGAAAGGCCAUUAGCUCAGGGGAGAAAGAGAAACAAGAUCUAAUGCAGAGCCUGGCUAAGCUGCAGGAACGGCUUCAUUUGGACCAAAGCUUUGGGAGAUCUGAACCAGACUUAAGGGACAGCUCCAUGAGCUCUCAUUUAUCUCUCUCCAAACAGACCCUGGAUGUCGGGUCACAGACAGGCAUCUCUGGAGACUUUGGGACAAGAAGCAGACCAAAUAUAGCAGAAAAAGUCAGGCUGAGUCUACGCUAUGAAGAGGCCAAAAGAAGCAUGGCCAAUUUAAAAAUUGAGCUGUCCAAGUUAGGCAAUGAGCCUUGGCCUGGGGAAUUGGAUGUUGAGAAAGAGAAACUGAUGCUGAUUAAUGAAAAAGAAGAAUUUUUGAAAGAGCUUCAGUUUGUUACACCGCGAAAACGUACUCAGGGUGAGUUGGAAUACCUGGAAGGCCAAAGGAAGAUUCUAGAGGAAGAGCUGCUGACCGUGAAAAACACACCCAGUCGAGCCCUUGCCGAGAGGCUAAAAUUGGAAGAGAAAAAAAAGGCACUGAUACAAAGACUUGAAGAAACUACAAAAUUAACUACUUAUUUGCAUUCACAGAUUAAAAGUCUCUCUGCCAGUACGUUGUCCAUGUCUUCAGGGAGCAGUCUGGGAUCGUUGGCGUCCAGUCGGGGGUCUCUGAACACAUCUAGCAGAGGGUCACUCAAUUCUCUCAGCUCCACAGAGCUCUAUUAUAACAACCAAGGGGAUCAAGUUCCAGACUUGGAUUAUCAGUAUAAACUGGACUUUCUAUUACAAGAAAAAAGUGGCUACAUUCCUUCUGGACCCAUUACCACCAUUCAUGAAAAUGAGGUGGUGAAGUCUCACGGCCAUCUGGGCUACGGCGACUCCUCAGAAUCCCCGGUGGCGGUUGCGACAGGCCACACUCCAAAAUUGACUGAGCCACCCAAAUCUGUGACAUCCCUCUCCUCUAGAUCUUCCCUCUCCUCCUUGUCCCCUCCUAGUUCUCCUCUAGUUCUGGAAGGUACUUUUUCUUUGUCUGCCCAGGAUCCUCCUCUCCACCAACUCACCACAGACUUUGAAGACUGUGACUUGACUAGCCAUUUUGCAGAUAUUGGCCUUACCGACAACCAGAUGCUGCUGGACUCAGAUGCAAGAGUAGUAUCACAGGCUCUUGUGGAGGACAAAGAUGUGAAUGAAGAUGUUAGGCAGUCUUUAUCGCCAUUAAAUGAAGGAACUACAGGUAUUGAAGAGCCAUUGCAGAGGAGGACAGUCGGCCACUUGCUUGAGGAGAAAACCACUUGUGUGUCCGCUGCUGUGUCUGAUGAGUCCGUGGCUGGAGACAGUGGUGUCUACGAAGCUUCAGUAAAACACCCUGGUGAAAUUGAGGAUGUUCUCUAUUGUGAUGAUGAUGCUUUGAUUUUAGAGACUGCUCAGGUUCGGAUUGGACUCAGAUAUGACCUUGAGAAUUGCAGUUUAAUUGUGAUUGUAGAACAACUCCGAAACUUUCAGAUUUUCUCUUUGUCCCAGAACACAAAAGUGUAUUUUAGGGUAACAAUACUGCCCCCCUCAGCAGACAUCAGUUGUCUCUUUCGCACAAAAGUUCAUCCUGCUGAAGAAUUCAUUUUGUUUAAUGAAAUAUUCAGAGUGUUCAUUUCCCCUGAAGUUUUGCAGCAGAAGACUUUAAGGGUGGAUGCCUGUUUUGUCACCAGAGACCCAUCGGAGGAAUGCCUGGCAGGAACUCAGAUCAGCCUAGCAGAUUUUCCGAUUGCAGGUGAUUUUUUCACUUUGUGGUAUAAUUUGCUACCAUUCAAGGAAAUUCCUGGCAAAAAAAAUAAAGAGGAGAUUGUGUUUCAACGGAACCAGCCUCCACUGAUCUCCUUAGACCUGGACACUGUGGCAGCUUUGCUAGAAAGGACAUCAUCUGAUUUACAGUGUGAAGAACAAGACACAUCCCAAGAAGAGGAGGAAGAAGAGGAAGAACUCGAGCAAAAACAAGAACCACAAAGUCUCAAUGAAUACUGGUUAAAAAUGGUAUCUGGGACGUCUGAUGAGCUCAUGGCCAAGGAUGAAGUAGAAGCAAAGCUAUUAGAAGGGAGUGACUCUUCAGAAGACCUCAUUUUAGGCACGAAUGUGUCUGAGGCGAGUGAGGAAGAGAGCAGGAAAGAGACCGACCAUGCCAAAGACCCUGUGAUGAAUCAUCUCCAUCCUGUAUCGCCCAUCCUGGUUAAUAAAGAGACAAAUACUGAGGAAGCAUUUCAUGAAAACGUGGCCGUCCGACCCAAGGACCGUUCCAGCCUGAGCUCUCAGCAGCCUCCCUUUGUCAGAAACAGCAUGAUUGUGCGCUCCCAAACCUUUUCUCCAGGAGAGCGGAACCACUACAUCUGUAGGCUAAAUCGGAGUGACAGUGACAGUUCAACAUUGGCUCGAAAAUCGCUCUUUGUAAGAAAUGCUAUGGAACGCCGUAGCUUGAGGGUCAAGAGGACUGUUUGCCCACCAGUCCAUAGAAGAUCAAUACGAGAACACCCCCCACGCACAUCUCUUGACUUAGAGUUGGACCUUCAGGCUUCCUUGACCCGGCAGAGCCGCUUGAAUGAUGAAUUGCAGGCUCUACGGCAUUUGCAGCAGAAACUGGAGGACAUGAAAGCCCUGGGAGAGGUGACUCUUUCUGCUUCUCUACUCAAGGAUGAGAGGUUUCAGAAGCUCUUGAAACAAGCAGAAAAACAGGCUGAACAAUCCAAGGAAGAACAGAAGCAGGAUUUGAAUGCUGAGAAACUGAUGAGGAAGGUCUCCAAGGAUGUGUGUCGGCUUCGGGAGCAGAGCCAGAAAGUGCCUCUCCAGGUGCAAUCAUUCAGGGAGAAGAUCGCCUAUUUUACUAGAGCAAAGAUUAGCAUCCCAUCCUUGCCAGCCGAUGAUGUGUAAAUUACCUGUUUUGAAUCAUUCUCCCACUUGCCUCACUCAGUGGCAGGUGAAGGGAGGUGACCUUUUUUGGGGGGUGGGGGGUAACCAACUCUUUUAUCUUGUAUCAGACUAUGGAUGUGUUUAUUUGUAAAAUACCAUGAAUUUAAUUGUAUGUUUAAAAAAAAAAAGAAAAAAAAUUGAAUGUCCAAAGUGGAAUUAUUCUGAUGCACAGAUGUUGUACAGUAUAUAUGUGCAUUGCAUGUGGACUUUUAUUUUGUAAAGAUGGAGUAGAGGCAAGUACCCAGUGUGUACCCUGUUGAACUGCACUGUCGAGAAAUAACUGUAUUAAGAAUUCUCUCUUCCCCUGUUUCCAUGUGAGUAGACUGUGAAGAUGGCAAUUGUGCCAUGUCAUAUUUUUAUACAAGAAGAGUGUAACUCUUUGAAGUCAAACAUGUCUAAUAAGCUUCCUUCCAGAGCUACAAGGCCAUCCCAAACAGGUGCUGGGUCAAUUUCGAUCUCUUAUAAUGGAAUAAUACUUCGUUUCCUGAAAGCAGUUUGGGGUUGGUUUUUUGG
Gracilinanus agilis (Agile Gracile Mouse Opossum) is the source of this 4188-nucleotide messenger RNA. It is a transcript of the gene WWC2, whose product is annotated as WW and C2 domain containing 2. NCBI's taxonomy places the organism in Eukaryota, Metazoa, Chordata, Mammalia, Didelphimorphia, Didelphidae. The transcript has 23 exons. Gene Ontology annotation, biological process: negative regulation of organ growth; regulation of hippo signaling; regulation of DNA-templated transcription. Gene Ontology annotation, molecular function: molecular adaptor activity; kinase binding. The coding region runs from base 37 to 3636 and encodes 1199 amino acids. The record is from RefSeq and is a predicted model, not a curated record. Gene Ontology annotation, cellular component: cytoplasm.